Messenger RNA from Ruditapes philippinarum (Manila clam), 1245 nucleotides. RefSeq lists its product as uncharacterized. The transcript has 2 exons. The record is from RefSeq and is a predicted model, not a curated record. Lineage: Eukaryota; Metazoa; Mollusca; Bivalvia; Venerida; Veneridae. Bases 1 to 1245 code for a protein of 414 amino acids.
AUGAAUCAAUGGAAGUCGGGUCUACGUGUGUGGAAGACAGUGAAUCUGUGUGUUAUAAAGGCACAAGAUAUUAAUACAGAAAGGACUGAACAAGUUAUAAAUGGUGGAAAUAGUGAGCAAAUAUCUACUUUAGAAAACAGUGAAUCUGUAAUCUAUAACAAAAUUGAUUCGAUUAUCUGUGCUGAAAACAGUGAAUCAACAAUGAAAACAGAAAACAAUGAGUCAUGCGCCAAUUUAGAUAACAGUGAACCGGUGUCAAACACUGAAAUAUAUAAAGAUUUUAUAGAACUUGAAAUAUUUGUUCAAAGUGGAGAUGCUGAGACUGACAUUGAGAUUGAAAAGAUCGUUGGAAUUGUAAACGCUGAUAACAGUGUAAAUGUGUUUGAUGAUCGUUCCAAUGCAGCAACUGAUCAAAAUAGUGAAUUAGAUAUUUCUCUGAAUUGCAAAGAGUCAAAUGUUACUAUAUUGGAUGAAUUUAAUGGCAGUGUUGUAGCAGGUGUUAAUGAUGAAUCGAUUGGUGGUAAAGAAACUGAGAUUGACGAAUACUUUCAACAAGCAUAUUCUGUCAUAGGUGAAAGUUCUUUCAUUGGAAACAAUAGAGACAAAAAUAGUGUAAAAGAUAUUACAACAAAUGUUGAAAAUGAAACAUGUUUGGAUCUAGGAGAAAAUGAAGAAUAUGAAGAUAUAAAUAAUGACAAAGAUGCAAAUGACCCAGAUUAUAAUCCUAGUGAAGAGGGUGAAUACGCGUCACCAUCGGAAGACGAUAUUGAUCAUGAAGAAACCGUAGAAAAUGAAUCUGUAAAGGCAAAUGAUAAACAAAAUGGAAAAGGAGAAAGGCAGAGACAUCGUAAUAAACAGUUGCGUAUGUCAGGGAAUGCAUACAAAGGAAUGAAAAAAGUGGAUGGGAAGUGGGGAUUCCAUGUUGAAAAGUCCGCAAGGACGUUGUCUGAAAAAAGGUGUUCAUCACGCUGCCAAACCUCUAAUAUAAAAAAUUGCAAAACCGUAACAGAAGCAGAUAGGAGAGAGAUAUUUACUAAUUUUUGGACAAACAUGACAACAUGGGAUGAAAGGCGUGUAUAUGUAAACUCGCUUAUAAAUGCUAAAGCAGUGGAGGAACCUACACUUGAAAAUGGAAAACCAAGUAGAAGAACUCGAACCCUCACAUACCAUCUAAGAAUUAAUGAAGAGCGUAUUGUCAUACAAGAAAGAAAGCUCAAGAAGAAAGACACGGCCAGCUACGUAUGA